AUAGGGUGCAUGGGCCCUGUUCAACAGUAGUGUACUAUGUAGGGAAUAGGGUGCAUGGGCCCUGUUCAACAGUAGUGUACUAUAUAGGGAAUAGGGUGCCAUUUGGGAUGACUCCUGGACAACGGCUGUGUUCGUUUUCCUUCUGCUGUGUUCCUCUUCACACGUCUCCUCUCUCUCUCACAGUCCAAUGAGGUUGUGUUUUAAUAUACAAUCACUGUUUCAGCCUAAUACACAUUUAUAUUGCUUUGGAAAACACACAUCUCGUCAUGGGUAUACAGUAAAGCUUGAAUAGGCAACAUGUUUGGCAUUUCAGGUCAGUACUGUACUGUAGGGGGUAGGACUGUGGAGAAGGUGGACCCAGGUAUCUCUACAGUAGGGGGUAGGACUGUGGAGAAGGUGGCUCCAGGUAUCUCUACAGUAGGGGGUAGGACUGUGGAGAAGAUGGACCCAGGUACCUCUACAGUAGGGGGUAGGACUGUGGAGAAGAUGGCUCCAGGUACCUCUACAGUAGGGGGUAGGACUGUGGAGAAGGUGGCUCCAGGUACCUCUACAGUAGGGGGUAGGACUGUGGAGAAGAUGGCUCCAGGUACCUCUACAGUAGGGGGUAGGACUGUGGAGAAGAUGGACCCAGGUAUCUCUACAGUAGGGGGUAGGAUUGUGGAGAAGGUGGCUCCAGGUAUCUCUACAGUAGGGGGUAGGACUGUGGAGAAGGUGGCUCCAGGUAUCUCUACAGUAGGGGGUAGGACUGUGGAGAAGGUGGCUCCAGGUACCUCUACAGUAGGGGGUAGGACUGUGGAGAAGGUGGCUCCAGGUAUCUCUACAGUAGGGGGUAGGACUGUGGAGAAGGUGGCUCCAGGUACCUCUACAGUAGGGGGUAGGACUGUGGAGAAGAUGGCUCCAGGUAUCUCUACAGUAGGGGGUAGGACUGUGGAGAAGAUGGCUCCAGGUACCUCUACAGUAGGGGGUAGGACUGUGGAGAAGGUGGCUCCAGGUAUCUCUACAGUAGGGGGUAGGACUGUGGAGAAGGUGGCUCCAGGUAUCUCUACAGUAGGGGAUAGGACUGUGGAGAAGAUGGCUCCAGGUACCUCUACAGUAGGUAUCCUUUAGUAUGUCCCUGUGGAAGACAUCCUAUAUAGUUCUGG
Molecule: messenger RNA, 1142 nt
Organism: Salvelinus fontinalis (brook trout)
Lineage: Eukaryota; Metazoa; Chordata; Actinopteri; Salmoniformes; Salmonidae
Product: avirulence protein AvrBs3-like
Exons: 2
Coding region: 298-1107 (269 amino acids)
Source: RefSeq, a predicted model, not a curated record